GCGCCCGCGAAGGGCGCGGCGCCCGCGCCCGCCCCUGCAGCGGCCGCCCCCGCGCCCGCGCCCGCGCCCGCAGCCCCGAAGGCAGCUGCCCCGAAGCCGGCGGCCGCGCCAGCGGCGGCGCCGGCCGCCUCGUCCGUUCCAGCGGCCGAGGGGCGCCCCGAGCGCCGGGUGAAGAUGAACCGCAUGAGGCAGGCCAUCGCCCGACGCUUGAAGGAUGCGCAGAACACCACGGCGAUGCUCACUACCUUCCAGGAGGUUGACAUGACCGAGAUCAUGAACCUUCGAAAAGAAUACAAGGACUG
Prorocentrum cordatum is the source of this 302-nucleotide messenger RNA. Lineage: Eukaryota; Dinophyceae; Prorocentrales; Prorocentraceae. The record is from the annotation of a GenBank genome assembly.